AUGGCAGCGAGUACGAACAUAGUCAGUCAGCCGACGACGUUGACGCCUUUACCACCGAUAUUGCAGCGAGGACUGAUGGCCGUAUCAUUCUUUGGAUUUCUGUCCUUCCUGACGUCUGUGGCAUUGUUCGCAAGAUUGGCAUAUCGACUGAUAACCUGGAAAGCAAAGACACACGCACGAGUAAACCAAUUCGUGGUCUUGAUCUUCAACCUGGUAUUUGCAGACAUUCAACAAUCAUUAGCCUUCCUCCUCAACACAGCCUGGCUACGCGCCGAUAGCAUCGAUGUGCACUCCAGCACCUGCUGGGCACAAGGAUGGUUCGUGUCGACAGGCGACUUGGCUUCCGGCGUCUUCACUCUCGCCAUAGCACUACACAGUUACCUGGACAUUGUGCACGAUAUACGACUUGGUCACAAGGCUUUCCUGUGCUCAGUGGUAUCAGCGUGGAUCUUUGUGUACGCCUGUGCCAUUAUAGGCGUGGCGAUGCACCCGGAUGAUUAUUAUGUUAGAGCUGGUGCGUGGUGCUGGGUGAAUCUCAAAUACACCAACGAACGUCUGUGGUUGCAUUAUUUCUGGGUCAUCAUUGCCGAGUUCGGGACGGUGAUCAUCUACACACUCAUCUUCUUGAUCCUGCGACGACGGGUCAAGGAGUCGUUCUACACAACAUCCUCGACACAGAUGAGGGCGAGAAGUGCGGCGAAACUGAUCAUUGCCUACCCUAUUGUGUACGUCGUCUGCACGCUCCCCUUGGUUACUGCACGUCUGACCAGUAUGGCGGGAGGGCACAUAACUUUCUUGGAGCUUUGUGUCGCUGGAGCAAUGAUCACGUCCAACGGCUGGCUGGACGUGCUCCUUUACACACUCACUCGCCGCGCCCUCCUCUUUGACGACGAAACACUGGACGAGCGGAGUCGGGUCCUAGACACUUUUAGACUACGACCAGAUCAGCAGUACGGCGUCACAACGACGAUCGAAGCCAGAGGAACGGACCACAUGCGGAAGUCAUCAAGAGGGCGUGGCUUGGGGCUCGAAGGUGGAAGGAGUGGCGUGCAUAGUCGGGAUGGAAGUCAGGAAGAAUUGGUGGGCAUGCAAGGUGUGAAGAGUACAACAGUGGUGCAGACAGUGAUAGAGCCACUGGAGAUGAUGACGCCUGUCACCACUAGCGGGCAAAGAGGGCGAAGUUUUGAUCUGAGAAGCGCGAAGAGUGCUGAGAAGUAG
Messenger RNA from Recurvomyces mirabilis, 1218 nucleotides. RefSeq lists its product as uncharacterized. Gene Ontology annotation, molecular function: G protein-coupled receptor activity. The record is from RefSeq and is a predicted model, not a curated record. The coding region runs from base 1 to 1218 and encodes 405 amino acids. The transcript has a single exon. Gene Ontology annotation, cellular component: plasma membrane. NCBI's taxonomy places the organism in Eukaryota, Fungi, Ascomycota, Dothideomycetes, Mycosphaerellales, Teratosphaeriaceae. Gene Ontology annotation, biological process: adenylate cyclase-activating G protein-coupled receptor signaling pathway.